AUGAUUCAUGAGUCUUCCUCAACAAUGUCGUUGAUUGAAGAGCAAGAAAGCAUCACCUUACACCCCAAACCGGGGUUUGUGAUUAAAACCAAAAUCUUGGAAUCCAAAGACGUAUCUCGAACAUUGACCAAGGUAUUUAUCAAUGUGUGCCAUUCCCCCGAUGUACCCAAGCCAGAUGUCGAUUUCGAUCCACAGAUCGUGUUCCCAUUGAUCAUUGACAACGAAUGGGAAAUACCCAUUAUCCUAUCCAAAGAAAAAGAGUCCAAGGAUAAAAAGGGGUUUCCGUCUUUGGUAUACGAUUGUUGCAUAAACUCCAAGUGCUUCCAAUGGUGUCAAAUUAGCAAAGACCUAAAGUCUAUUCUUAUUGAAUGGUGUAUUGAAUCGAUUGAAUUGGUAUACUCACUCACACUAGAACGGGAGUACUCAACCCCGAAAAUGCUAGCAAAGGGCGAACUUUCCAAUACAGUAGUCACCAAAAAGGAACUUUUAGGGUCUGUGCUAAAAGACAGACUCAAAGAACUACAACAAAAUGAAACUUUAGGAUUGAUUAAAGAAAUGGAACUGGAGGACGAUGAAUUGCCAGAUUUAAUGAAUAUAAACAAACGCUCCACAAAGCCAUUAAUAGAGGAAGUGAGCCACCAAACCAAACCAGCACCACCAAAAGCCAUAAAAGAACUCAACUAUGCAGUUCUGUUCAAAAAAAUCGCACACCCAAACUUCAAUCUAGCAGUGAUUGUUGCUUGUGACGACAAACUCGACACCUCGUUUGAAGUCACAUAUUCUUCGGAAUCCUCCACUAUCCUCAUUAGCGGCAUAAAAUUCGCUUCUGGAAACAGCUUGGAAAUCCCAGUAUCCCCUGACAUUACUGUAACCAACACAAAGUGCUUUGAAGUUCACAACACAAUGUAUAUUUUUAUAUAG
Messenger RNA from Candida dubliniensis CD36, 921 nucleotides. RefSeq lists its product as uncharacterized. Bases 1 to 921 code for a protein of 306 amino acids. The transcript has a single exon. Lineage: Eukaryota; Fungi; Ascomycota; Pichiomycetes; Serinales; Debaryomycetaceae. The record is from RefSeq and is a predicted model, not a curated record. Gene Ontology annotation, cellular component: R2TP complex; ribonucleoprotein complex; cytoplasm. Gene Ontology annotation, biological process: rRNA processing; box C/D snoRNP assembly.